AUGGGUGAAGCUGUCGAGCUUUGUAGGGAAAUGGAGAAUGAGGUCAAUGGUGCUGCUGUUCCAGCAUAUCACCAUCUCCGGAAGGCAUCCACACCAUACCUUGUGGGCGUCCGCGCUGCUGCCGGUCAGCUCUGCCACCUUCAAUCUCAGUUUCAGUUUCAGACUGAGGCGUGUGAAUGCAGUUCUGUACUGGAGGAGGGUGAAUUCCACAGACUGGCCGAUUCCACAAUACAUAGCGUACAAGAGAAAUUAGAGGAUUAUGGAGACAUGGUUGAAGUUGAUGGAUUUGACAUAGACUAUGGGAAUGAUGUUUUGACUGUAAAACUUGGCGAUCUUGGCACCUAUGUAUUGAACAAACAAACACCAAAUAGACAACUUUGGCUGUCUUCUCCGCUGAGUGGUCCGUCAAGGUUUGAUUGGGAUCGGGAUACCAAAGCUUGGAUUUAUAGGCGGAACAAAGCAAACUUGUAUAAAAUUUUGGAAGGUGAAUUGGAGCAGUUAUGUGGCAAACCUAUAGUUCUUUCCUAA
This is a messenger RNA of Sphenostylis stenocarpa, 528 nucleotides long. The record is from the annotation of a GenBank genome assembly. Lineage: Eukaryota; Viridiplantae; Streptophyta; Magnoliopsida; Fabales; Fabaceae.